Osmia bicornis bicornis is the source of this 2932-nucleotide messenger RNA. It is a transcript of the gene Src42A, whose product is annotated as tyrosine-protein kinase Src42A. NCBI's taxonomy places the organism in Eukaryota, Metazoa, Arthropoda, Insecta, Hymenoptera, Megachilidae. Gene Ontology annotation, cellular component: extrinsic component of cytoplasmic side of plasma membrane. The record is from RefSeq and is a predicted model, not a curated record. Gene Ontology annotation, biological process: cell surface receptor protein tyrosine kinase signaling pathway; protein phosphorylation; cell differentiation. Gene Ontology annotation, molecular function: signaling receptor binding; non-membrane spanning protein tyrosine kinase activity; ATP binding.
AGUUUAUCUCUUGUGUUAGGUCUACUACUUUUUGGAAAAGAAGUCAUUCAGAAGUUACAUAUACAAUGUUGUUGUUUAGUGUUAUUAAGAAUCAUUUUCCAUAUGUUAUAUCAAUAAUUUGCAAUAUAUAUUUUAUUAUUUUCAAUAUAUUAAUAUUAAAUUGGAAUAGUGAAGAAACAUUAAACUUGAUAAAAAUAUUUUGAAUCAACAAUGAUGUAUUUGUAUAUAAACAAUUGGAUAUAAGGUACGCUGAUAAUGUGAUAAAUGAAUAUAUUAUAUAUACACAUGUAUAAAAGUAAGAUCGAUAUAUUCUUAUACGUUGCUACACACAUGCGCCUAUAAAUAUAUGUAUGUGUGUGAAAAAAGUAAAGUAGAUAAUUCGAAAUAGGUAAGCAGUACAGUCUCAGAUACCAAUAGUUACGGUUCUCAGUAUUACAUUUAUCGCGUAAUCACAAAAAAAUAACGGGUGUACGUUAAAUUAUUUUCACGUGAAUGUACAAGCUUAAUUAUUUGCAAUGCAUUCUAAAACAUUUCGCAAUGGAAUCCUCCAACGUUUCUUUAGUAGAUUUUUCAGUAGUCCGACAGACACAGAAAAAGAAAAGCCUGAUAGAAUAGGCAAUCCUAAUAUAGAGGCAGUUGCGUCUCAAGCUAGUCCAGUGCCAACGCCGCCUCCGGAUCCUAUUAGGCCUAUGCCACAAAUUCCAGAUGCGGAUGUGCCAACAGCAAAAAUUUUUGUUGCACUCUAUGACUAUGAUGCACGUACAGAUGAAGAUUUAAGUUUUAGAAAAGGUGAACAUCUGGAAAUUUUAAAUGAUACUCAAGGAGAUUGGUGGUUAGCCAGAAGUAAAAGAACCCGGCAAGAAGGAUAUAUUCCUAGUAAUUAUGUCGCAAAAUUGAAAUCUAUUGAAGCUGAACCAUGGUUUAGAAAAAUUAAACGAAUUGAAGCAGAAAAAAAAUUAUUACUGCCUGAAAAUGAUCAUGGUGCAUUUUUAAUCAGAGAUUCUGAAAGUAGACAUAAUGAUUAUUCUCUUUCAGGUAGGGAUGGUGAUACAGUUAAACAUUAUCGAAUUAGACAGUUGGACGAAGGAGGUUUCUUCAUUGCUAGAAGAACCAUUAGAAAUCUUCAGCAUCUUGUUGAACAUUAUAGUAAAGAUGCUGAUGGAUUAUGUGUAAAUCUCUGCAAACCCUGUGUACAGGUUGAGAAACCUGUAACCGAGGGUCUUAGCCAUCGCACACGGGAUCAAUGGGAGAUAGAUCGCUCAUCGCUCAAAUUUGUAAGAAAAUUAGGACAAGGGCAAUUUGGAGAAGUAUGGGAAGGAUCAUGGAAUAAUACGACUGCGGUAGCAAUAAAAACGCUUAAACCAGGAACAAUGGAUCCGAAAGAUUUCUUAGCAGAAGCACAAAUUAUGAAGAAGCUUCGUCAUGCAAAAUUAAUUCAGUUGUACGCUGUUUGUACUUUAGAAGAGCCUAUUUAUAUUAUCACAGAACUAAUGAGGAAUGGUAGUUUGUUAGAAUAUUUACAAGGGAAAAGGGAAAGUUUAAAUCUACAACGAUUAAUUGACAUGGCUGCACAGAUUGCAGCUGGUAUGGCAUACCUCGAAUCGCAGAAUUACAUUCAUAGAGAUUUAGCUGCCCGUAAUGUUUUGGUAGCUGAAUUAAAUGUUGUCAAGAUAGCAGAUUUUGGUUUAGCUAGGUUGAUCAAAGAAGAUGAAUAUGAAGCUCGGGUAGGAGCACGUUUUCCUAUCAAGUGGACUGCGCCUGAAGCUGCAAAUUAUAGUAAAUUCAGUAUUAAAUCUGAUGUAUGGUCAUUUGGUAUUCUCCUUACUGAAUUGGUUACUUAUGGUAGAAUACCAUAUCCGGGUAUGACAAAUGCUGAAGUUCUUCAUCAAGUAGAACAUGGUUAUCGAAUGCCAUGCCCACCUGGAUGUCCAACCGCAUUGUAUGAUAUUAUGUUAGAAUGUUGGAAUAAGGAUCCAAUGAAGAGGCCAACCUUCGAAACACUGCAAUGGAAACUCGAGGAUUUCUUUACUAUGGAAGGCUCGGAGUAUAAGGAAGCAUCUGCAUAUUGAAGUACUAAAAUAAUUUAUAGUUCUUGGUUAUAAUGUUUCAGUAAAAUAUCGUUAAGGUACGCAAAAUAUUCUAUAUGAUCUACAACGAGAAAAAUGCAGAUUAUUACAAUUAAUAGUUUAUUCAAAAUCCGGAGUUUGUGAUAUUUAACAGUAUACUUAUAUUAAAGAGUAGUCUUCUUUUUACAGGUUUAAAUAAUACCAUUUAUUUUUUUAGUAAUACGAUUAUAAUAAUUGUUUUUGUUACAUAUUCUGGCUGCCAUAAAAUUGUAGAGCAAGUUUGUCAAUUUACAAGUUAUUAUAACAAAUUGAAUAUUGGAACGUCGAUGAUUUAAACGAAAAAAGGUGAUACAAUUCAAAUUUUAUUUUAAGAAAGUAUAUUCUAAACGUGUAAAUGUUGAUAUUAAUAUUAUCCCUAGACAAUAGCCAUGGAAGUUAAUAUUUUUAAAGUAGGAAUUUGUUGGUUAUAAAUCUUGACGAGAUAAAUGCAAUUGUCAGAAGUACUAUAAAUAUUUGACAUAGGUAAGGAAGUCACAGACACUGCACAGCCAAUUUAUGUAAACUUUCCAUCUUCUUGAAUGGACAUUUUAUUAGAAUUUGAAUUAUACAUUUAUAAGACGGAUUAUCAUCUGUCUUGACUUAUCAUUCCUUCUUCAAUUUCAUUUUUUUUUUUUUUUUUUUUUAAUUUUAUUAACAUCAAAGCAAUUUAUUGUUGUUAAACAUCUGAAAAUAUAAUACACAUGUUCAGAAUUUAUGAAAUAUUAUAAUUAUACUAUGAUAAAAUUUAUGAGUGGCCUGUUUAAGUCAAUAUAAAUAUAAGGCAAAUUUUUUAAAUAUUUAUCAUUAAAUACAUUCAUUUUAUAACU